Messenger RNA from Lucilia cuprina (Australian sheep blowfly), 1140 nucleotides. It is a transcript of the gene okr, whose product is annotated as DNA repair and recombination protein RAD54-like. Gene Ontology annotation, biological process: double-strand break repair via synthesis-dependent strand annealing; reciprocal meiotic recombination. Lineage: Eukaryota; Metazoa; Arthropoda; Insecta; Diptera; Calliphoridae. The annotation marks the transcript as partial. Gene Ontology annotation, molecular function: ATP binding; DNA translocase activity; ATP-dependent chromatin remodeler activity. Gene Ontology annotation, cellular component: nucleus. The record is from RefSeq and is a predicted model, not a curated record. The transcript has a single exon.
ACUUGUGUUCAAGAAAAUGUACAAAUACAAAGAUUUCCUCCAUUAUCACAAACUACUCCAUUAAUUUCCCUGCCACAGAGUGAUUAUGAAUUGGCCAUAACAAGGAUCUUAGCGAAACCUUUUAAAGUACCCAUUGCCAAUUAUGUGCCAGACUAUAAUAGUGGUAAUCGAUGUUUGGGUUUACGCAGAUCUACCAUUAGAAAAGCUUUACAUGAUCCCUAUGCCUGUAAUGCUUUAGUAUUGUAUAGCCCACCUAACUAUAGUGAACAUGAACGUUUGUCUAUGGAUCCUAAUAAAAUAUUGGUACAUGUUGUUGUGGAUCCUAUAUUAAGUAAUAUUUUGCGUCCCCAUCAAAGAGAGGGAGUACGUUUUAUGUACGAAUGUGUAGAAGGUAAAAAGGGUAAUUUCAAUGGUUGCAUUAUGGCAGAUGAAAUGGGUUUGGGCAAAACUCUACAAUGUGUCACUUUAGCCUGGACUUUACUGAGACAAGGUCCCGAUUGUAAACCCACUAUUUCCAAAGUUAUUAUAGUGUGUCCCUCAUCGUUGGUGAAAAAUUGGGAAAAGGAAUUUCACAAAUGGCUGCAGGGUCGCAUGCAUUGUUUAACCAUGGAAGGUGGUUCUAAAGAGGAUACCAUAAAAAACCUAGAACAGUUUGCCUAUAAUACCAGUCAACGUUGUGGUACUCCAGUGCUAAUCAUAUCCUAUGAAACAUUUCGUAUUUAUGCCGAGAUUUUAUGUCGCAAUGAAAUCGGCAUGGUUAUAUGUGAUGAAGGACAUCGCCUUAAGAAUAGUGAUAAUCUUACCUAUCAGGCUUUAAUGGGUUUAAAGACUAAGCGUCGAGUUUUACUAUCGGGCACACCCAUACAAAAUGAUCUAACCGAGUAUUUUAGUUUAGUGAACUUUGUUAAUCCCAAUAUGUUGGGCACCGCCUCAGAGUUCAAGCGCAGCUAUGAAAAUGCCAUUUUACGUGGACAAAAUGCCGAUUCUAGUGAUAAGGAACGACAAAGAGCAGUGGAAAAGACACAGGAGCUAAUUGCCAUAGUAAAUCAAUGUAUUAUUAGAAGAACAAAUCAAAUAUUAACCAAAUAUUUACCUGUUAAAUUUGAAAUGGUGAUAUGUGCCAAAAUGACCGCCAUACAA